Oncorhynchus masou masou (cherry salmon) is the source of this 3262-nucleotide messenger RNA. It is a transcript of the gene slc29a3, whose product is annotated as solute carrier family 29 member 3. Gene Ontology annotation, molecular function: nucleoside transmembrane transporter activity. The transcript has 11 exons. Gene Ontology annotation, biological process: nucleoside transmembrane transport. Bases 1058 to 2545 code for a protein of 495 amino acids. The record is from RefSeq and is a predicted model, not a curated record. Gene Ontology annotation, cellular component: plasma membrane; Golgi apparatus. Lineage: Eukaryota; Metazoa; Chordata; Actinopteri; Salmoniformes; Salmonidae.
UGCCGGAGGUGCGGCACACAAUUAGCCCAGCUUCGUCCGGGUUUGGCCGUCAUUGUAAAUAACAAUUUGUUCUUAACUGACUUGCCUAGUUAAGUAAAGGUUAAAUAAAACAAAAACAUUUAAAACAAUACUGUGGUCUCUGUAGUCAGGAACUUGAGAGAAACACAGCGGGUGUGGUUUGGUUUCCACUAGUUACCAAAACUACAAAGUGUAAAAUAAAAAAAAAUCGUCAAAAUGUAUAUUAACAAAAACAUAGCUUUUUUGGCUUAAUUUGUGGUUAGAGUUAAGCAUAAGGUUAACAUUGUCAGGUUUCAAAUCUAAUUUUAAGAAGCUACAUUUAAGAAAAGGGCGGAGUUUAUAACUCUGUGGCUGUGGUAACUGGUGACGACCGACUACUGAGACAACAAUAACACUUUUACAUCGGAUUCAGCCUAUUCUUUGACAGGCCAAAGCCAACAACAUCAGUGAAUGUGUGCUUUCAUUCUCAUGCUGAUUGAUGGGUGACACGCGUCGAAUUGUAGGUGCUACAGCCUGACUACCCAUACUGCCCUAGUCCCCAGUGUCAGCCUGACUACCCAUACUGCCCUAGUCCCCAGUGUCAGCCUGACUACCCAUACUGCCCUAGUCCCCAGUGUCAGCCAGACUACCCAUACUGCCCUAGUCCCCAGUGUCAGCCUGACUACCCAUACUGCCCUAGUCCCCAGUGUCAGCCUGACUACCCAUACUGCCCUAGUCCCCAGUGUCAGCCUGACUACCCAUACUGCCCUAGUCCCCAGUGUCAGCCUGACUACCCAUACUGCCCUAGUCCCCAGUGUCAGCCUGACUACCCAUACUGCCCUAGUCCCCAGUGUCUCCUGAGUCUUUCCCCCACACUAUGGACCUCAACCUUGGGUAGAGCAGUCCUACACACCCCUGGAGAAACAUUCCACCCUCUCUCCUUUCCUCCCUCUUCCCCCUCCCCUGUCUCUGUUCUUCUCUCUCCUUGUCUCCUCCUCUCCUCCUCCUGUCCCUCUCCAUCCCUCUCUCCUCGCUUGUCUCCCUUUUCCCCCUGUGUGUGAUGAUGGCUGAUGGUACAGAGUCUCUACAGGCCAGUGUAAACUCCUACUGGGCAGCUUCUCCCAUCCACGCCUCCGCUAUGUCUGACGAGGAGACCGAGGGACAGGACACUGAUGAGAUAGACAGGGCCCCUCUCCUGCCCAAGCAGCACCAUGCAGGACCCCCGGGGGCCACCGGGCGGCCCCUAGCCUCCCGCCACUGUCCAGAAGACUCCUACUGUAUGGUGUACAUGAUCUUCUUCCUGCUGGGCAUCGGCUCCCUGCUCCCCUGGAAUUUCUUCAUUACGGCUAAACACUACUGGACCUACAAGCUGAGCAAUAAUACAGACGGGCACGGAGAGGAGCCGCGCUCAGACCUUAGUGAGUACUUUGAGAGCUAUCUGGCCAUAGCCUCCACAGUGCCUUCGGUCCUCUGUCUGGUCCUCAACUACCUACUAGUUAACAGGUUGUCCCCAGCGGUGCGUAUCCUGUCGUCUCUGCUCAUCAUCUUGGCUGUGUUCAUAGUUACCACGGUCAUGGUCAAGGUGGAUUCCUCUGGCUGUAGAGAGCAGUUCUUCUUUGGGACGUUAGCCAGUGUUGCUAUGGUCAGUGGGGCAUCCAACCUCUUCUCGGGCUCUGUGUUCGGGAUCAGUGGGCAUUUCCCCAUGAGGAUAUCACAGGCACUCAUAUCAGGCCAGGCUAUGGGUGGUACUAUCAGUGCGGUAGCCUCCAUAGUGGACUUGGCAGCAGCUAAAGAUGUGACUGACAGCGCUCUGGCUUACUUCCUGACGGCUGAUGUCUUCAUCCUUGUCUGUAUCCUCAUGUACCUGCUGCUGCCUAAACUGGAUUACUCACGGCACUACAUGCUGGCAGCAGAGUACAACAAGUCAGGGUCUAUACCAGAGCCCCGCGGUGAGACGGACGGCCUGGAGGGAGCACCAGCGAGCACGGUCUCCUCCGUGUCCAUCCCGCCUCUAAAACCCAUCCUUCAGAAGACAUGGCUCCUGGGUCUCUGUGUCUUCUACGUCUUCUUCAUCUCUAUAAUGGUGUUCCCUGCCGUCUCCUCUGGGAUCCAGUCUGUUAACCAGAAGAGUGGCAGCCCCUGGACAACAACAUACUUCACCCCCAUCACCAGCUUCUUCCUCUACAACGUGGCUGACUUCUGUGGUCGUCAGGCCACGGCCUGGCUGCAGGUUCCAGGCCCCACCAGUAGGGUCCUCCCCGCCCUGGUCCUCUCCCGGACAGUCCUGGUGCCUCUCCUCAUGUUCUGCAACUACCAGCCCAGAGACCACCUUCACAUGGUCCUCUUCAGCCACGACCUCUUCCCUGUCUUCUUCAUCUGUCUUCUGGGCAUCACCAACGGGUACCUGGGCACCUUGCCCAUGAUCUACGGGCCCAAGGUGGUGCCACGGGACCUGGCAGAGCCCGCAGGCGUGGUCAUGAGCUUCUUCCUGACGUUGGGACUGGCUGUGGGAUCGGCCUUCUCUGUGUUGAUAGUACACUUCAUCUGAAGAGGAGGAGGAGACGGGAGGAGGAGGAGACGGGAGGAGGAGGAGACGGGAGGAGGAGGAGACGGGAGGAGGGGGAGACGGGAGGAGGGGGAGACGGGAGGAGGAGGAGACGGGAGGAGGAGGAGACGGGAGGAGGAGGAGACGGGAGGAGGAGGAGACGGGAGGAGAAAGAUGGCAAAUCCAGACUGACUUCUCCAACAAACUUGGUCUCCAUGCAGAAUCCAACAUUUGUUCAUAAACGUCAAAUUGCGAAGGUUAAGUUUAGGCAUUUACUCUGAAUGGUUAAAGUUUGGGAUUAGGGUUAUAAAAAAAUAAUAAUAAGUACUGGGAUUGAACUCAUGACCCUCGGUGUCGAAACUCACGGCAUACGCCCAUCCUCCAUCCCAGUCCACAACGCCCUACACUCACCGUUGUUCCUACUGGCCCGUUUUGAAGUCAUCUCCCGACGUCCUGCUUACCUUGGACGGACGUCGAAUUUCACUGUGGAUCUUGGGCGACCUGGCUGGACUUCUCUGUCCUCAUAGUCCACUGUAUCCGAGGAGGAGUGAGGCCCAGACUCAAUCAGAUAAAGUGAUAGCUGACACCCACGUAAAUGUAUGGAUUUUUUAAAAUGAUUUGACUAAAGGCAUUACACAGUUGGUUCAGUUCUCUCCGUGUAAUAUAAAAAGUCAUCUACAUUUCCUGUUUUGAUAGUUUCAUAAUAAAUGGUUGCGGUAA